GUGCCAAGCUACUGGCGAAAAGAGCCAAGGCACGAGCGUCAGAUGAUUCAAAGAGUGAGACGUCUGAGGCCAGCAAUGGUCAGUCUGGUGUGAGCACAGCUUCAACAUGGGCAUCAUCACCUCCCAAGAAACAGCAGUGGAAGCGCUGGACUGAACCACAGAAGCCUCGGAUGCAAGCCUUGACUGAAGAUGAAGAAAAACAGGCACGCAAGGUCGAGAAGAAGCUGCGCGAGAUUGCAGCUUUGGAAGCUCGGCUUGCUGAAGGUGAAACUUUGGAGGACUUGCAGCAGAAGAAGGUUGACAAGAAGUCAGAGUUUGAGGACUGUGAGGUCAUGCGCAAGUUGCGCUCUGGCUAUAGACGAUGUGAGCUACCAGCCAAAAGCCUGAUUGAGGCAAAGUAACGCCCAGGUGUGUCCAGGCGUGUCAGAUAUGAGCUACGAAACGUAGAUGCAUAAUGAUGCAUAGUGUAUAGAUAUCUAUUUAUAGAUGUUUAUAGUUGCUUUCACCCGAGGCCCUUGCAGCAUCCUUUGUGCAGUGUACAGAUGCAGUCUGUAGUUAGCUAGCUCAUGACUUGCCUUGAUCACUUUGCAUUCAGUAGAUCUUUCCACUUUGCAAGUUGAGUCUGGACUUGUGUACAGCAAACAAGAGUGGAACACGACUAGGAGAAGAGACAUUUAGAAUCAUUUAGAUUCUUUGGAUUUGCUUUUGUAUGGAACAAAAGGAAACGCGUGCACAAGUCUGAAACGGACCCAUGACGACUCAUGCAGUUGCAACUUCACCUGAGGAACCGAUUCAGUUUCAAACCAGUUGAACCCUGCGUAGCUGCCUGUCACUAGGAGAAAUUGCAGUGAGCAUUUGGACUGGUGUUGGCAAAUUGGAAAGCAUAUCAACUUGCCAAUGAAUCACUAAAAACUGUGCAGUGCCGUGAAGUAAGUUGCCACAGCUGGUGGUUUCUCAACUUUCCACAGGUCUGUUUUAUUUUAGUGGUGACCGAUUCUUGAGUACGCAUGAUCACUCCAUCACAUGUCAAUGAUUUGAGUGUUUCUGCGAUGAGCAUUCAGCAUUCUGGCUCAGGCUCACUUCGUACUUCGUCUUUAGGAUAGCAAUCACUUCUUUGCAAUGGCAGCAGUUGAAGCAGUGUGCUCCCGAUGCCAGGGUAAGGGACAUCGUGCUGCUGAUUGUCACCUACCCUUCUUCCGCAGCUGUGAGUACUGCAAGACUGCGGGUCACACUGCCAAGGAGUGUCCGCUCUUGCGACACUGUACUUACUGCAAAUGCGAGGGUCAUACCAAUCGCAACUGUGCCAAGCUACUGGCGAAAAGAGCCAAGGCACGAGCGUCAGAUGAUUCAAAGAGUGAGACGUCUGAGGCCAGCAAUGGUCAGUCUGGUGUGAGCACAGCUUCAACAUGGGCAUCAUCACCUCCCAAGAAACAGCAGUGGAAGCGCUGGACUGAACCACAGAAGCCUCGGAUGCAAGCCUUGACUGAAGAUGAAGAAAAACAGGCACGCAAGGUCGAGAAGAAGCUGCGCGAGAUUGCAGCUUUGGAAGCUCGGCUUGCUGAAGGGGAAACUUUGGAGGACUUGCAGCAGAAGAAGGUUGACAAGAAGUCAGAGUUUGAGGACUGUGAGGUCAUGCGCAAGUUGCGCUCUGGCUAUAGACGAUGUGAGCUACCAGCCAAAAGCCUGAUUGAGGCAAAGAUCCCAAGGGAGAUUAACCACCAGCCAGACACGUACGUUCCAGGGGCUCAAGUCUACGACCAGUGGGGACACCUCAGCCCAGAAUGCCACAUUGGGGGGAACCCCAAGUCAUCUGCUGCAGCUGCCAGUUGCAGCUGCAGUGAGGACAAGCAGUGGCGCACCUUGGCAUAUGUUGCCCUCCUGUCAAGGUGGCAACUCUCCGGGCCCUAUGCCCUGCCGCCACUUCUCUGGGCACAUUUUAACUCCGCGGGACUCAGGCAGAAUCCCUGUGGCAGUGGGCAGGAAGCACAACGUUUGCCGCUUGGCCUGGCAGUGGACGGCUGCCACAAGAACAGGUCGCCCAGGGCGGUGCUUUCUCCUCGUGCAGUUGCAUCACCCCGGGUAGCACCCAUUCCCUUCGGGGCAGGUGGACCUGUUGCCCGGCCCUCCAUGGUGCAAGCGGCUCCGCAGAGGCCUGGGAGCAGAUCAAACUUGGACCCCUGGGGCCCUGGAUAUGAAGAUUGA
Messenger RNA from Cladocopium goreaui, 2202 nucleotides. NCBI's taxonomy places the organism in Eukaryota, Dinophyceae, Suessiales, Symbiodiniaceae. The record is from the annotation of a GenBank genome assembly.